GAUAUUUUUGGAAAAAAAGUUAUUUUUUUUGGGUUGAGGGAAUAUGGAGAGCAAAGAGCUGAAUUUGAAUAAAGAGUGUAAAGCAGGAGGAGGAGGAGGAUAUGGGUUUACAGAUAGGAGCAAAGUGAGGAUUUUGCUAUGUGAUAAUGAUACCAAGAGCUGUGAGGAGGUCUUUUCACUUCUUUUGAAAUGCUCUUAUCAGGGUAUACUUCACUUUUUGACUUCAGUAAGGUCUGCUAGACAGGUUAUUGAUGCACUGAAUGCUGAGGGACCUGAGAUUGAUAUCAUACUUGCUGAAGUUGAUCUCCCAAUGACCAAAGGAAUGAAGAUGUUAAAGUAUAUUAUGCGGAACAAAGAACUGCGCCAUAUUCCUGUCAUUAUGAUGUCCGCCCAGGAUGAAGUCUCUAUUGUUGUUAAGUGCUUGCGGCUUGGUGCUGCUGACUAUCUUGUCAAGCCUUUACGAACCAAUGAAUUGUUGAACUUGUGGACACACAUGUGGAGAAGGCAGCGCGAGCUUGGUCUGGCAGAAAAGAACAUCUUGAGCUGUGACUUUGAUCUAGUGGCAUCAGACCCUAGUGAUGCUAAUACAAACAGUACUACUUUGUUCUCGGAUGACACAGAUGACAGGUCUCGGAAGAGCACCAAUCCAGAGAUGGUAGUUUCAACUCAUCAGGAAGACAAAUCUGCUGCUGCUACCAUAGAGCCUCCUCAGACUGAUUCACCAGAAUGUCGUCCUGAUGUUCCUGGAAUAAGUGAUCGCAGAACAGGGCAAUUUUCAUCUGGUCCAAAGAGGAGUGAGCUAAAGAUUGGUGAGUCAUCAGCCUUCUUUACUUACGUGAAGUCAAGUGCAGUAAAAAAUGGCACUCAAGUGGCCACCCCUAAUGAUGAAAAUGCCACACAAAAUAAGAUCAUUGAAGAGAAUCUUCCAGAAUCUGGUCAACAAGUGGUUAAUGAUGCCCAAGUACAAGAGAAUGGAGAAGCAUGGGAAAACUGUUCACAAGGUGAUGACUUUCCUAGCAGCAGCAGUAUACCAGAUUCCCUUUCCGUGGAGAGGUCCUCUACUCCUCCUGUGUCAAUGGAGUUCUCACGACAAAGGAAUUUUAAGGAAGACAAGUUUUCUCAGGUGUUUGUGAUUCCAACAAAUGAACCUCAACAUAAUGUAUCUGGUUUACCUACGCCAAAUGCUUAUCUGCACUAUAUGUCAGGAGUUUUAAAUCAAGUUAUGAUGCCAUCAUCAACCCACUUGUUUCAGAACAACUUCCAAGACCCUCAAAAUCAUACUAGUUCUGCUGUGCUACCUCAAUAUAAUCAUCUUCGACAAUGUCUUUCCCAUCCUCAUGUAAACGGGAUGGCAUCGUUUCCAUACUACCAGGUUAAUAUGUGCAGGCUAACUGGUCAGAUGCCAACUGGUCACUCAUGGCCAUCAUUUGGAAAUUCAUCUUCCAGUGAAGUGAAAUUAAGUAAGGUUGACAGAAGAGAGGCAGCAUUAAUCAAAUUUAAGCAGAAAAGGAAGGAGCGCUGUUUUGAUAAGAAGGUUAGAUAUGUUAAUAGAAAAAGGCUAGCUGAAAGGAGGCCUCGUGUUAGGGGACAAUUCGUGAGGAAGAAUGGAGUAACUGUUGAUCUUAAUGGGCAACCUGCUUCUGCUGAUUUCGAUGAGGAUGAAGAAGAGGAGGAGCAGGCAUCAAGGGAUUCUUCUCCUGAAGAUGAUACUACAGGAUGCUAAUGUUAAGUUCGUAUAUAUUGAGCAUCUUUUUAUUUGUGUGUAUCUGCCUGUUUCCUCUAUGGAAGAAUGAGAACUAGUGGCACAGUGUUCCAUUGAAGAAAUCUAGACAUAAGUGUUUUGAUUAAAGAAAAGCACGGAUCACAGAUCAGAACAAACGUGCAUCCCCGAAUAUCAAUCAGGUGAAAGCAGCUGGAUUAAGUUUAUUGCAAAUUGCUUCCAUCAGGAUGCCAAAGUUACUCAAGUUCACCUUAUUGAGGUCAGCGGCAGCUCGAGGAACUAAUACAAGGAAACUCUUGAUUGAACCAGUUAUCCUGUGGACUGUAUGUCAAUGUAGAUCACACUUUGUAGUUUUAUUAUUUCCAUGGUUCAAAUUUAAACAAUAGGUGAUGAUCCAAAGGCCUGUACAGUUUUUUUCUUUCAAGAAGUGACUUUUCAAAAUUGUUAAAUGAGAAUGUAAGCCUGUAGGAGUUUUCAAUGAAAUGCAAAGCUUUGAAGCCAGUUGUAUAUAUGUAUUUAUAUAUCCCUAACUUACUACCAUUGUCAACGAAAUGAAUCAGUUUGAACGGAUCUUCAGAACUAGUUGCCCGUUGAUU
Durio zibethinus is the source of this 2316-nucleotide messenger RNA. RefSeq names its product two-component response regulator-like APRR1. The record is from RefSeq and is a predicted model, not a curated record. Gene Ontology annotation, molecular function: protein binding. Gene Ontology annotation, biological process: phosphorelay signal transduction system; cytokinin-activated signaling pathway. Lineage: Eukaryota; Viridiplantae; Streptophyta; Magnoliopsida; Malvales; Malvaceae.